AUGGAAUUCCUCAGCCAAUCGAUUACUACCUUGCGGCGGACGGUGAGGAUGCAUCUGCCGGAAGCGUCCAUGAGAACGAGCUCGCCCGAGUCGCCGGCGUCGGGGCCGUACGAGUCGACUCGGAAGACGAGUUCGCCUCUCGAGUCGUGGGCGGUGAAGCCAUCGCCGGCGAAGAAGAGCGAGGUCUUGAAGACGGUGAGCCAGACAACAGAACAGAGUACCAACCUUGUGGAAGAAUUAAAGAUAGGUCCGAUUUAUGGCACAGUAUUAGACGACGAGCCUUCGAUUUUCUUGCUGUCCACAUACUUUCCUGCAAGGGAAUCGAACAGCAUACCAGCCCCAACACCAACUGCCAGGUCAAUUGUGUAG
Striga asiatica is the source of this 369-nucleotide messenger RNA. Lineage: Eukaryota; Viridiplantae; Streptophyta; Magnoliopsida; Lamiales; Orobanchaceae. The record is from the annotation of a GenBank genome assembly.